AUGAUUACUCUCGAUUACCUCAAAUUGGCUCUGAGGCAGAAAGCCUCAGAAGAUGUGUCUUCAAGGCAGCCGUUAUCAGACAUACAGUACAGCGCCGGCUUCGAUAUUCUGACCCGAGGUUCAGGCUGGACAGCGUAUCAAGACUUCAUUUUCCCUCAGUUAUCCCAGCUUCUCACUUCAUUCACCACGCUUGCUCAUCUUUCUGUACUAGAGGUCGGACCUGGGCAGAAGAGCGUACUCGGAUAUCUGCCUAUUGGUCUGAGAAAGAAAAUCACGAGAUACGCUGCUUUUGAGCCCAAUGGCCUGUUUGCCACCAGAUUGGAGAAUUGGCUUUCCUCUACAUCGAACACGGAGCCUCCACUGCCAUGUCUAAAAAGCGCGCCCGUCAUCUAUCAGGCUCCAUUCACCCUAGGAAGUCCUGUGAAUAGCGGCACCAGUACCAGCACAAGCGAUAGCGAAAAUGGUUUCAACAUCAUCCUAUUCUGCCACAGUAUGUAUGGCAUGAAGCCAAAAAGCAAGUUCAUCGAAAAGGCCUUGACAAUGCUUGUACAGCAGCCAGAAGUCGGAAUGGUUGUGGUUUUUCAGCGGGACGGGACUCUGCACUUUGACGGUUUGGUGUGCCAUCAGACAGCUAGUUUUCAAACCGGCGUUGUUCACGUGGCAGAUAAUGACGAAGCCCUGGAUUGUUUUGCAUCUUUCAUCACAGGGUUUUCGAUGCAGGAUAUGGAUGUCCGAACCGAAUGGCGCAAGGUGUGUCGCGCACUGGGCCGUCAUGAAGAAGGCUGCCAUCAAGGACAUCUCUUGUUUAGCUCACCCGAAAUCAUGGCAACAUUUACUCGGCAUUCAACAAUGUUGCCGGAACUAGAGGCGCGGUUGCCGGUGGUGAACGGAAACAAGACUGGCAGGAAUCGAGAGGCUCGCCUCAACCGCCCCGCAUCAAUUGUCAGGCCAACAGAAAUUCAGCAAGUGCAGCAGUGCGUGCGAUGGGCUCUGGAGCACCGGGUCUGCUUGACUGUUGUUGGAGGAGGUCACAGCGGCCAUUGUCUCUGGCCCAACGUUGUCGCGGUUGACAUGGGCGCUUUUGACCAAGUCCACAUUAUCUCGGCAGGGAACGGGGUUGGAGAUUCCGGCUCUGACUCAGGUUGUUUGGUCGUUGCUGAAGCCGGCUGCAAGACGGGCGACAUCGUCUGUAAGGCCAUGGCAGCUGGUAUGGUAGUGCCCUUGGGCGCCCGCCCUAGCGUCGGAGCCGGUCUGUGGCUACAAGGCGGCAUCGGACACCUUGCUAGGCUGUACGGCCUCUCAUGCGACGCCAUUGUCGGUGCUGUCAUAGUCAGCGUUGACUCGGACCGGGUUCUCUGCGUCGGCCACGUACCACGCCAACACCAACCAGCCAACGCCGUGCGGCCCGACAACGAAUCUGAUCUGCUCUGGGCGAUAAAGGGCGCCGGGACAAACUUUGGCAUUGUGAUCAGCGUUACUUUCGCGGCUUACCCAGCUCCCACUUUCCUGGCCAGGAAUUGGGUUAUUCCCUCAAGCGAUGCUCGCGAGGUGCAGCUCAGGCUCAGCAGCUUUGAUAAACUCUUCGCCAGUAAGAUCCCCCGAAACUGUUCUGCAGAUGCGUAUCUGUACUGCGAUGCGGGCCAGCUACAUCUUGGCGUUACCAUAUUUGAGGCCUUCACGACUGGACUCGAAUCUGCGGCAUUUAAGCCCAUCUACGAACUCAUUACCAAACUCUGGGGACCGGAAGCCGAUUCGAAGCGCGUGAACAGCGUCGAAAUGUUCGAGACCGAGAUGUACAUGACUAGAAUGCACGGUGGGCACGGCGGCGGCAAAACCUCUUCCUUCAAGAGAUGUUUGUUUCUGAAGGGAAUCUCAGCACAACCCAUUGUAGACGUUCUAGUGGAGGCCAUUGAGACUCGUCCCUCACCACUCUGCUAUCUCCAUUUACUACAAGGUGGCGGGGUAGUUGGCAACGUGGCGGACGGUGCUACUGCUUUUGGUUGUCGAGAUUGGGACUUCGCCUGCGUGAUCACGGGUGUCUGGCCCCGUGAUCAAGAUGGCACCGAUACCAACAGAGCUGCCGUACAGUGGGUCUAUCAUGUCGCCGGAAACUUGCUGCCCCUCAGCGCCGGAGCUUACGGCGCUGACCUCGGGCCGGACCCGAGAGACGCCCCACUGGCGGCCAGGGCUUUCGGACCGAACCGGCCCCGCCUGUCCCGUCUCAAACGCAUCUCAGACCCACGCAACAUUCUAGCUUACACCUGCCCGCUCCCGAAAGCGGCGGGGGAACAGGAACUUAUCAUUCUUGUUACAGGCGACAGCUGCUCUGGAAAGGACUACUGUGCAGACGUCUGGGCUUCCCUGUUUGUUGAACGCACUAAUAAACGCCUCCGGGCGCGUGUUUACAGCAUUAGCGAUGCGAUUAAGCGGGAAUACGCAGCAGCUACUGGUGCCGACCUAAGUUGCCUAUUUAGCGACUGGGCCUAUAAGGAGAAACACUGGCUAGCGUUGACAGCAUUUUUCCGAGACCAGGUGCGGUAA
Colletotrichum graminicola M1.001 is the source of this 2541-nucleotide messenger RNA. Its product is annotated as FAD binding domain-containing protein. The coding region runs from base 1 to 2541 and encodes 846 amino acids. The record is from RefSeq and is a predicted model, not a curated record. Gene Ontology annotation, biological process: cholesterol biosynthetic process. The transcript has a single exon. Gene Ontology annotation, molecular function: phosphomevalonate kinase activity; FAD binding. NCBI's taxonomy places the organism in Eukaryota, Fungi, Ascomycota, Sordariomycetes, Glomerellales, Glomerellaceae. Gene Ontology annotation, cellular component: cytoplasm.